AUGGCGUGGAGGGCCAAUCGUCCGCCGCCCAGCUCGGCCAAACCGUUGCUCAAGGGCGUGCUGGCCGUCUUCAUUCUGAUUCUUUUUUUGACGAGCACCUACAUGUACCGCGACACGAUCAGCAGCAACGCUUCCCGGAUCAAGUUCACCGAUGGUGCCGCGACAGACUACUUCAAAUACCCAUUCAACGCCAGUAACGCCGACGCGAACCCGAUCGACUGGCUGAUCCACGACGCUCGAACGAAACAGGCGGCGGUGCUUCAGAAACGAAGUCGCACGCUUCAUAAUGCGGCGCAACGUUAUCGAGAGCGAAGGGGCAGACAUCCGCCGCCGGGAUUCCAGGAAUGGUUCCGCAGCGCCAUGGACACCGAUGCGAUUGUUGUCGAAGACUUCUUUGACCGGAUCUACGACGAUCUCAGGCCGUUUUGGGCCCUCGACCCCAAGACAAUCACGAAGCAAGCCAAUGCCGGUGACCAUAUUGUGAGGGUACGAAACGGUACGGCGACUGAACAGGGGAAUACGGAAGGAAAGGAGCCAUGGCUCGAGCUAUGGACGGCUCUGGUGGCCGAGUUUGCGCAACAUCUACCGGAUGUGGACAUGCCCAUCAACUACAUGCAAGAGCCCCGGAUCCUGGUGCCGCGCAAGGAUAUGGAGAAAUAUGUGGCAAAGGAGGAGAAGAAGAGGACCAUGCCCACGAAGAACAAGGCUACGAGUGUGUUCCAGAGCUUGGUGGGCGUGGAUGCGACGCAGGGCAAGUCUGCUUCUUCUGUGAAAUGGACCAGCGGCGAUCGUCGCAAAUAUUGGGAUCUCGUUCGAGAGGCCUGCCCUUCGGAUGCCCCAGCCAAGAAUGUACCUGCUGCGACAGACCUCUCCCUCCCGCCAACCUUGCCAUACUCGUGGACGGCGCCCUUUGCUCGCCAAGGCUACGUCCAGAACUUUACGAGCUCCAUGGAUCCGUGUGUGCAGCCGCACCUCCGCUCGCUCCACGGGACCUUUGUCGAGCCGCUCCACGUCAACACCACACGGGACCUGACCCCCCUCUUCGGAGGCUCCAAACUCCGCGUCAACUCGGACAUCCUCAUCCCGGGCGCCAUGUACCUCUCCGAUGACCGAUCCUACACCGGCGGCAACGUCCGCGGGCCCGCGUGGCCGGAGAAGCGAGAUUGCCUCGUCUGGCGCGGCGUCGGCUCGGGCGGUCUCGCAAAAUCGGAUAACUGGAUGCACUUCCACCGCCAGCGCCUGGUGGAGAUGCUCAACGGGACGACCGUACGCGGCAUGGAAGCCAACGACGUCCGGGCCAUGACCUUUGACAUGCCUCCCCUCGAUCGCUACGACACAAAGCGCCGCCGCGACAAGCGGCUCGGCGCGUUCCUGUCCCGUUUCGCGGACGCCGGGUUCACGCAGCUCCUGUGCGGGCCCGGUGCUCACGACCGGCGCAGGGGGGAGGAGGAGGAGUGCGACUGGCUCGCGCCGCACCUGUCCGUCGUCAACGGCACGCCCAUGGCCGAGCAGUUUGCGAGCAAGUUUUUGCCUGACGCGGAUGGGUAUAGCUUCAGUGGACGGUUCAGGGCAUUUAUGCUGUCGACAAGCGUGCCGCUCAAGGCGACGGUGUACGCCGAGUGGCACGACGACCGGCUCACGCCGUGGAUGCACUUUGUGCCGCUGGACAAUACCUUUCAGGACCUCUACGGCGUCUUAGACUUCUUUACGGAUGGUAACGAUGAUGAGCCUCGGGGAUGGGGCGUCCACAAAGUGCUGGGGAAGAAGAGCAAAGGUGACGACGCGGCGCGGUGGAUCGCCGAGCAGGGAAAGGAGUGGGCGGACAAGGUGCUCAGGCGUGAGGACAUGCGGUUGUACGUCUGGAGGCUUUUGCUAGAGUUUGCGAGAGUCUGUGACGAACAUAGGGAUACGCUAGGUUACGUGGUUGACCUGCCGUAA
This is a messenger RNA of Colletotrichum acutatum, 1938 nucleotides long. RefSeq names its product capsular associated protein. NCBI's taxonomy places the organism in Eukaryota, Fungi, Ascomycota, Sordariomycetes, Glomerellales, Glomerellaceae. The record is from RefSeq and is a predicted model, not a curated record. The coding region runs from base 1 to 1938 and encodes 645 amino acids. The transcript has a single exon.